AUGGCGGGAGCUCUGCGCCUUAGCGGUCCGCCCUUCAUGCUCGCGCUCAUUCUGGCUGUGUUCUGCCUUUCGGGAACUUCUGCAAACCGGCGCCUUCUGACGGACCGGUCGAGCGACUCGUGCGCAUGUGGCGAUCCUAUGGACCACUGCGACUUCUACAUGGACGGCUACAAGGACAAGUGUCCCGUCUUUGACAUCGGCUCAGGAACCGGUGACCAGGUGUACACCAACAUGAGCCUGUGCGACAAGUACGGCAACGCUGUCACGACGGCCAACAGCCAGUCGUGCCGUGUCAUGAGCUCCUGCUGCUCCGGGGAUUCGAGCACGAGCUGCGGCAACCAGUUCUACGCCAACCAGAACCACGUGGCGUGCAGGACCAUCCAGGGGCCGGUCCAACAGUUCCAGGGCCUGUGCAUCAAGCUGGUCCUCACUUCCGUCGAGCUCGGCCCGAACGCCUUCAACCUGAACAAGGGGGACGGCAACAAGGACUACCCCGAGAAGCGCCGCUGCGUCAUCUUCCAAACCGCCUGCGCGCCCUCCUAUUCCCCCCCAGAGUCUUACUCUCCUUCCUACUCCCCCCCAGAGUCUUACUCUCCUUCCUACUCCCCCCCAGAGUCUUACUCUCCUUAUUCCCCCCCGGAGUCUUACUGGCCUUCUUACUCACCCCCGGAGUCCUACUCUCCCCCCGAAACUUACUCUCCCCCUUAUUCGCCCCCCGAGUCUUACUCCCCUCCCUCGUACUCUUCCCCCGAAUACUACUCGCCCCCCGCAUACUAUUCUCCUCCGUCUUACUCCCCCCCCGAGUACUACUCGCCCUCUUCUUACCCCCCGCCCAGCCCUUACGGGUAUCAGCCCCCCCCUUAUUACCCCCCCAGCUACACCCCAAGCUAUACGACGCCGCCCUGCACCAUAUCCUAUUACCCCGACAGCUACGGCAACAUGCAGCCCGUCACUGUCUGUCUGGGCGGAGGCACCCAGACGAUCGGGCAAACGGUCGGCCAGGGCUACAAGAAUGACCCGUGA
Messenger RNA from Klebsormidium nitens, 1023 nucleotides. The record is from the annotation of a GenBank genome assembly. NCBI's taxonomy places the organism in Eukaryota, Viridiplantae, Streptophyta, Klebsormidiophyceae, Klebsormidiales, Klebsormidiaceae.